AUGACACCAUCUGCAAUAGAUAGUGUGCUAAGCUUGGCAGAGUCUGGUGUCAAGGAUCUGCCUUUGAGUUUUCUCAAAGAUGAGCAUGAGCGUCCCAUAGUCCCACACAAUGUCUUUUCACAUGAUAUCCCUGUGAUUUCCCUCCCCAACUCUCGUGGGCAUCAAAGAGAUCAAGUAAGAGCUAAGCUGAAAAAGGCCUGUCAAGAGUGGGGAGUUUUUCAGGUUGUCGUUCACCGAGUUCCAAGGGAGCUGACAAACCUCAUCAUGAGCCAGGCCAUGGAUUUCUUCUCGCUCCCGCUUGAGGAAAAAUUAGAGUAUGCUUUGAAGCCCGGAACCUAUCUUGGCUAUGGUAAUGGUACCUUUAUCAAGGACGACCCUCUGAUGGAUUGGAGAGAGCUGAAGACUAUUGCAGAUUACAGCGACGCUACUGCUGAGCUGGUAGUAGAGUUAUUAGAGCUCAUCUCUGAAGCUCUUGGGUUGGAGUCUAAAGCCAUAGAGAAUGCCUGUGGAGAUGCAGAACACAAGCUUUUGCUGAAUUAUUACCCUAAAUGCCCUCGACCUGAUUUGACGCUGGGAUUGAAGAGACACACAGAUCCAGGGACAAUAACUUUGUUGGUGCAGGACAAGGUUGGCGGACUGCAAGUCACCAAAGAUGACGGGAAAAGCUGGGUGACUGUAGAACCAAUCGACGGGGCAUUUGUAGUGAAUUUGGGAGAUCAGAUGCACGUGUUAAGCAGUGGCUCUUUCAAGAAUGCGGAUCAUCAGGCUGUGGUGAAUUCGAGCACUACAAGAUUGUCCGUAGCAACUUUCUACAAUCCCAAUCCAAAUUCAAUAGUUUACCCACUUGAGGGAUUGGUUAACGAGGAGCACCCCAACAAAUUUGAACGCUACAUUUACAAAGAGUUUUAUGGCAGAAAGAUGACCCAGCAAGUCGUAGAGAGAGCCAAAAAACUAGAAUUGAUGGAAGGGAAGAAGAUAAAUGGUACAGUUUAG
This is a messenger RNA of Cryptomeria japonica (Japanese cedar), 993 nucleotides long. Its product is annotated as naringenin,2-oxoglutarate 3-dioxygenase-like. The record is from RefSeq and is a predicted model, not a curated record. NCBI's taxonomy places the organism in Eukaryota, Viridiplantae, Streptophyta, Pinopsida, Cupressales, Cupressaceae. Bases 1 to 993 code for a protein of 330 amino acids. Gene Ontology annotation, molecular function: flavanone 3-dioxygenase activity. The transcript is spliced from 3 exons.